UAUUUAUAAAACGACUGCUUGCCAUACUUCUUCAUUAUGCCUACUCAAGCUUUAUAUAUCAGUCAGACAUGAAGAGAAUCGGGAAGGAGAUACAGUUAGGGACAAUAUGGUUUUAGACAGGUACAUAUAGUGCACCGGUAGGAGAAAAAAAUAUUAUACACUAAAUACUGUACUGAUAAAAAGUGCAGAUGAAAGAGGAAUAAUUUCAAGCUUUUUGGGGGAAGAGGAAGACAGGAAUAUUUACAAUUGCAGGCAUUGCAUAAGGGCAAGUUGGAACAAGGGUUAAAUCCUGCACAAACUGAGGAGGGGGGAGAGAAAGCAGAGCACAGGCUGCUCCUUCCACCCCCAGGGCACACUCACCCCUCCUGUGCUGUGUGCUUGGAAAGGAAGACUGUUACCCCUGUAGGGGCACUGGGUGAAGUCCUGUGUGUGGAUUGAACUGUACUAGUUGCUGAAUAUGUUUUUUCUGUGGAUUUUGGGAAUUCUCUCCAGCCUGACCAGAGCGCAGAACUCUCCAGGCUACCUGAUAGCUGCUCCAUCAGUUUUCCGUUCAGGGGUUGAAGAAGCCGUGAGUGUCACCAUCUUCCACACACUUACAGAAACCAAGAUCCAGAUGAAGCUGGUGGUAAAAGGCGAAACUGUAGCAUCUGGUUAUGGAACAGUAUUAGAUAAAGGCACGGUGAAAAUCAAGGUUCCACCAGGACUGAGAGGACAAGCUCACCUGAAAGUUUGGGGCAAUCGUCAUUUGAAUGAUGGCGGAUUCAUUUUCCACAACUCUACCACUGUUACUGUGGAUAGCAAAGGGUUAUCUUUAUUUAUACAGACUGAUAAACCAGUAUAUAAACCCAAACAAAAAGUGCUUAUCAAUAUAUACAUGGUGACACCUGAUUUACGCCCAGCCAAGGAAAAGGUUGAAGCUUACAUAAUGGAUCCACGUGGAUCUAGGAUAACUCAGUGGACGGAUCUAAAUCCAAUCUGCUGUGGUAUUAUUAACAUGAGUUUUCCUCUGUCUGAUCAACCUGUGUUUGGGGAAUGGCUGAUUUUCGCUGAAACUCAAGGCCAUGUAUUUAACAAAUCUUUUGCCGUCCAGAAUUACGUACUUCCAAAGUUUGAGCUGGUCAUAAGUCCACCUUCCUUCAUUCGUGAUAUAAAUGUUUGUGAAAAAGGAAAAAUCCUGGCAAGAUAUACAUUUGGGAAGCCUGUGAGUGGAUUACUAACAAUCAAUAUGACUGUGACGGGUGUUGGGUACUACAGACAUGAGAUUGGACAUCAGGUGCUUAAAUCCAUGGAGAUUUAUGGCUCAGCAACAUUCGACAUCUGCACCAAGGAUAUGAUGCCAGCUGACUUCUCAGAGCAUUUCCGUGGGACAGUGAAUAUUUGGGCCACUGUAAUUGCGGUGGAUGGGAGCAAACAGAUCACUUUUGAUGACACCACUCCAGUUCAAAAGCAGCUGAUUGAUAUCAAAUAUACCAAAGAUACACGUAAACAGUUCAAACCAGGCCUCCCUUACCAAGGAAAAGUUGAAGUUACAUAUCCAGAUGGAAGUCCUGCAGAUGGAGUAACUGUGCGAAUCAAAGCUGAGCUUACCCAGAAAGACAAUGUAUAUACCAGUGAACUUGUAUCCCAAAAUGGCUUAGUUGAGUUUCAGAUACCGUCCAUUCCAACAGCAGCUCAAUAUGUAUGGCUUGAGUCAAAGGUUAUAGCUAUAGAUGGAAAAUCUACAGAAGAACAAUAUUUGCCAAACUACUUGUCCAUAAGUAGCUGGUAUUCUCCAAGCAAGUGCCACCUUCUUAUUCAGCCACCUGAUAAACCACUGCUGGUGGGUGAGGAUGCCCUGAUUGCUUUGAAGUCCACCUGUCCAUGUAAUUUCACUUUGCACUAUGAGGUUGCAUCUCGUGGAAACAUAGUGCUUUCUGGGAAACAGUCUGCAAAUAUCACCCUACAUAGGGCAAAGAGAUCUUCAUCUGUUACCUUUGACAAGGAUUUCAAUGAAACGGCGGAGAAUGAACCAGCUUCAACAGAUCUCUCUUCUAGUGACAUUGAGGUGUGGAUAACGCACGUCCACUUCCCUGUCACUCAUACUAUGGCGCCUCUGAGCCGAUUUUUGGUUUAUUACGUAAGGGAGAAUGGAGAAGGAGUUACUGACAGCACCCAGAUUUUGGUGAAGCCAGCUUUUGAGAACCAGGUCUCCAUUGCCCUUUCUUCCAAUGACUCCAAACCGGGUGAUGUGAUUGAUAUUAAAGUAAAGGCUACCAGAGGAAGCUGUGUGUGUGUGUCCACUGUGGAUAAGAGUCUGUACCUCUUGCGCAGUGCCUUUCAAAUAACUCCUGAACAGAUAUUCCAGGAACUAGCAACCUUUGAUGUCUCUGAUGCUUUGGGAACAGGGAAAGAAGAAGGACAUUUCUGGUGGCCAGGAUUGGGUUCCCAGAGGAGGCGGCGUUCAUCGGUUUUUCCAUGGCACUGGGACAUCACUAAAGACGCACGCUUCGCUUUUACAGAGACUGGACUGGUUGUAAUGACAGACGUUGUCAGUUUAAAUCACCGGCAAAAUGAUGGUAUGUACACAGAUGAAGCAGUUCCAGCUUUCCAGCCACACACAGGAACAUUGAUUGCGUCUUCCCAUACCAGAAUUACUCCUCGAUUUGAGAAGAGGAAAAGGACAUUUUUUCCUGAAACCUGGGUCUGGCACUGCUUCAACGUCAGUGAUAAUACUGGGGAGGGAGAACUACGUGUAGAAGUCCCUGACUCUAUCACAACAUGGAUAAGUGAAGCAAUUGGUGUAUCUGAAGAAACAGGACUGGGGGUGGCUAAAGCAGCCCAUCUAAAAACAUUUAAACCAUUUUUUAUUGACUUCACAUUGCCAUACCAUGUAAUACGCGGAGAGCAGGUCAAAAUUCCACUUACAGUUUACAAUUACCUAACUUUCAAUGUUGAGGUACAUAUAAAGAUCAUGAUCACAAAGGGUGUUAAGUUUGUAGGAUAUCCUGGAAAACAGCAUCUGAUUCGGAAGUUAUGUGUGGCUUCAGGAGAGACCAAACCCACAUUAGCAGUGUUCUCAUUUUCUGAACUAGGAUAUGCAAACAUUUCAGCUAGAGGUCUGGCAUAUGCAGGAACGAACUGUGUUGCAGAUGGGAGCAGUAUUCUUAAGAACAGCAAAUAUUCAGAAGAAGUGUAUGGUGAGAGGAGAUCUCCAACUGGGGUUGAUUUUGUCCGUAGAAGUGUGAUUGUUGAGCCAGAGGGUUUAGCCCGAGAAUACACAUACAGUGUCUUCUUAUGCCCAAAUGAGAAAAUUCAGAUUUCUACUCCCAACAAGUUUGAGUAUCAAUAUGUACAGAAGCCACAGCGAAUGACCCACUUUGACUUGACUGUGAAAGCCCACAAUAAUGCCCAUGUGGCGCUCUCAUCAGGACCCCAUGACAUGGCUGAAAUGAUAGAGAUUGUUAUUGGUGGUCAACAGAACUCUAGAACCUGGAUAACAACCAGCAAGAUGGGAGUACCUGUAUCCAGUGCAAACACUCCUGCGAUCAUAUCUUGGGAUGAGUUUCGAGCAUUCUGGAUUAGCUGGAAAAAUGGUUUAAUCCAGGUAGGACACGGCACAAAAGGCUCCAAUGACUCUGCUAUCUUGGAGUGGGAAGCUGGCAAGCAGCCGGACGUGAAGUUCAUCGGCUUUUCAACUGGCUGGGGUUCCAUGGGGGAAUUUAAAAUCUGGAGGAAGGAAGAGACAGAUGAGAACCACAAUGAGGCCUUUACCCUGGGCAUCCCACACAAUGUCAUUCCAGGGUCCGAGAGAGCCACAGCUUCUAUCAUAGGAGAUGUAAUGGGUCCCACCGUAAGUAACUUGGAUAACCUCCUUCGACUUCCAUUUGGAUGCGGGGAACAAAAUAUGAUACACUUUGCCCCGAAUGUAUUUGUUCUAAAAUAUCUUCAGAAAACCAAGCAAUUGUGUCCCGAAGUGGAGAAUGAAGCUAUGGACUACCUUUUGCAAGGUUAUCAACGCCAGCUAACUUACAAGAGACAAGAUGGCUCAUACAGCGCAUUUGGAGAGCGAGACUCAUCUGGAAGCAUGUGGCUCACAGCUUUUGUGUUAAAAUCAUUUGCACAAUCCCGUGGCUUCAUCUUUAUUGAUCCAUUAGAGCUUUCAGCAGCAAAAGACUGGAUUAUCCAGCACCAAAAGAAAGAUGGCUCUUUUCCAGCCAUGGGGCGAAUUCUAAACAAGGAUAUUCAGGGUGGGAAUCAUGGGAAGAUUGCUCUAACGGCAUAUGUUGCAGCCGCUCUACUGGAAACUGGCGUCAUAUCUGAGGAAGAAAGAGUUUCUGUUUCAAAAGCCAAAAUAUAUUUGGAAACCCACUUGUAUUCAGCAAAUGAUCCUUAUACCACAGCCUUGACUACGUAUGCCUUGACACUGCUGCGUAGCGCUUACGCUCCUGCAGCUCUUCGGAGACUCAACAGCAUGGCUAUAACAAAAGAUGGCUUCACUCAUUGGAGUUUGACUGGCUCAUCGGCAACAGAAGAGGACACCUUCAUGGGUUUUAGUGAUGGGCUGUCACAGUCAGUGAUCUCUGCAGAAGUAGAAAUGACAGCUUAUGCUUUGCUCACCUAUACCCUUCUUGGAGACGUGGCAUCUGCUCUUCCAGUAGUGAAAUGGCUUUCCCAGCAACGAAAUGCCCUGGGGGGCUUUUCAUCAACACAGGACACAUGUGUGGCACUGCAAGCUCUGGCUGAAUAUGCAAUCCUUUCCUAUAUCGGUGGUGUUAAUCUCACAGUAUCUUUGGCCUCAACCAACUUGGACUAUCAAGAGACCUUUGAGCUUCAUAGAAUGAACCAAAAGAUCCUGCAGAAAGCUGUGAUCCCGACAAUCCCAACUGGUUUAUUUGUCAGUGCAAAAGGAGAAGGCUGUUGUUUAAUGCAGAUUGAUGUUCAUUACAAUGUUCCUGACCCUAUUACCAAGCCAGCAUUUAUGCUUCAAGUCCAUCUCAAAGAACCAAAGCCAAGAAGGGAUCGGAGACAAGCUGGGCGUCCAGAGACACUUCUCCGAGAGCGAGCACUUCCUUACAAUGAUGAUGAUCCUGGCUCAUACCAGGACCAUCAGGAAUACAAAGUAACAUUGAAAGCCUGCACAAGAUGGCUCCAUUCUGGUGCUUCUAACAUGGCAGUUCUGGAACUGUCUUUGCUUUCAGGAUUCCGAGCAGACAUUGAGAGUUUGGAACAGCUGCUCUUGAAUAAACAGAUAGGGCUAAAACGCUAUGAGGUUGAAGGAAGAAAGGUGCUGUUCUAUUUUGACGAGAUACCAAGUCAGUGUAUGACCUGUGUACAGAUGCAAGCAUUCAGGGAAUAUAUUGUUGGAAAAACUUCACCAGUUCCUGUGAAAAUCUAUGAUUACUAUGAGCCAACAUUUGAAGCUACUAGAUUCUACAAUGCUAGCGAAAACAGCCCGCUGUCCCGAGAGCUAUGUGAUGGUACCACUUGUAAUGAAGUGGAGAGCUCCACGAAUCACUGGACUGGUUUUACUCCCACUGGCCCCUGUACUGGUGGAUACCCAUGCCCUGAACAGGAACAUUUUGAACACUGUAUGUGCUAUCGAGACUGUGGGUAUGAUGGCGACCCAGUGUGUGGAUCUGAUGGUAUUCUUUAUCAGAAUCAAUGUCAGAUGGAAGUUACAGCAUGCAGGAAUAACACUAGGAUAGAGCGUGUGGCAAUGUCACACUGCAUCGCAGAAGAAAAUACAUCAGAAGAGGAAGCUUAUACUGUCGCAUUACCAGAACUACCCGAACAAGAGCAAUCCCAAGAGAAAACAGAGGAGGAGAUGCCUAUACACCAGCCAGAAGACUCCUAUUAUUCAUAUGAGUAUGAUACAGAUCCAUAUGCUGUGGAGAGCGAAGAUGGCAUUGACCUUACUGUGGAGCACCCAACUGUUUCUAACUUGGCUGAGGACACAGGCAAAGUAGAUACAUCAUCGAUCACAGAAUGAAAAUGAAGUGCCCAAGAAAAUAUUAAUCAAUGGACAAGGACUGUUCCCAUUUGUAAAAAUCUUGGCAUCAGGAGCGGACAAGCAAAUAGACAUUAUCUAGCUGGUCAUGAAACAUGUAUUCUAUCAUUUUCUCUUAAGCUGCUUGGUUUUUUUUUAAUUUCUUUUCUCUAAAGUUUCACCAGUGAUUGACUCGUAACAAAUCAGAACACUUUGAAGGUGAUACUGCAUGAAAUUCUCCUCUACUAAAAACCCAGAAAUCUCUCUUUUUUUCAGUUUGGUUAAAUGCAGAACUCUGCUGAGCAUGAAGGCCAUCAUAUUUUCCCUUCUAAUAAUCUAACUUUAUAAGCUUCCUGUUUAAGGUGUAACAUGUUCCAGCAAACACAUCAGAGCUUCAGCCUCCUGCAAAAGGAAAUUAUGUCACCCCUAGAGACAGGAAACAUCAAAUCCUAUGUUUAGGUGCCAACACCAUUAUCUGCGAAGCAUCACUGUGCUUGCCCUCGUCACAGUGUUGGUUGCAUUUGUAUGUUUUUACUUUUUUUGUUCUUUCUGUAUAUAAAAAAUCAUGUGCAAAUUAUUUGCAUCUAUUUGGAGCUGUGAGGGUCUGUAACAUCAAGUUUUCUGUUCACACUUUUUUUUAAUUCACUUUUUUUCUGUUUUAGCCAAAAGCAGGAAAAGAGCCUGACGGGAGGGAGCUUUAUGUAAAUGUGCUCCCGGUUUUGGAGUAAAAACAGUACAUGCAAAAACUGCAUUAUAAUGCAAAGUGUGAUCUUUAC
Messenger RNA from Bufo bufo (common toad), 6741 nucleotides. RefSeq names its product C3 and PZP like alpha-2-macroglobulin domain containing 8 (gene CPAMD8). Gene Ontology annotation, molecular function: endopeptidase inhibitor activity; protein binding. The record is from RefSeq and is a predicted model, not a curated record. NCBI's taxonomy places the organism in Eukaryota, Metazoa, Chordata, Amphibia, Anura, Bufonidae. The coding region runs from base 458 to 5968 and encodes 1836 amino acids. Gene Ontology annotation, cellular component: extracellular region. The transcript has 43 exons.